Molecule: messenger RNA, 2590 nt
Organism: Beta vulgaris subsp. vulgaris (sugar beet)
Lineage: Eukaryota; Viridiplantae; Streptophyta; Magnoliopsida; Caryophyllales; Amaranthaceae
Product: probable acyl-activating enzyme 16, chloroplastic
Exons: 18
Coding region: 121-2334 (737 amino acids)
Biological process (GO): fatty acid elongation
Cellular component (GO): chloroplast
Molecular function (GO): long-chain fatty acid [acyl-carrier-protein] ligase activity
Source: RefSeq, a predicted model, not a curated record
UAACUAAAAGUCACACUCUUUGAGCUUAUUUGAGUAACCUCUCUUUUUCUUUUUAUCUUGCAUUAUCUGAAGCAGCCAUAUAUAUAUAUAUUGACAACAUCUCCUGUAAUUCCUAUUACAAUGGCUUCCACUAUUCCUUGUAACAUUUCCUUGAAUUCUGGGAUGUUUUUAAACUCUUUUAAUCAUCAGAAAUUUACCCUUCAAUUUUUUCCUUGUAAUUCCAAAUGGGUGUUGACUAAUUUUAACCGUCGUUGUUGGAAACAACAUGGGUCGUUUCAACGUAAGCUUGGUUGUGUUUGUUCUCAAACUGCUGAGACAGAGGAGUUGCAAAAAAGGAGGUGCGCACCUUUACUAGAACAUGAGAUAUUAUACAAUCGUGUAUUGUUGGGCUCUAGCGACUGGAAAACAGUUCCUGAUAUUUGGAGAACUGCUGCAGAAAAGUAUGCUGAUCGGACUGCUUUGAUAGAUCGAUAUCAUGAACCUCCUUUAGAGCUGACUUAUAAGCAGCUUGAGCAGGAGAUUUUGGAUUUCUCUGAAGGCCUAAGAGUUGUUGGCAUAGAGCCAUAUGAAAAGGUUGCACUUUUUGCAGAUAAUUCAUGUCGUUGGUUAAUUGCUGACCAAGGUACUAUGGCAAUGGGUGCUAUCAAUGUUGUGAGGGGGUCAAGGUCAUCCACAGAAGAACUAUUGCAGAUAUACAAUCAUUCUGAGAGCGUUGCACUCCUUGUGGAUAAUCCUGCAUUAUUUAAUCGAAUGGCCGACUUGUUCGUUGGCCAGGCAUCAACGAAAUUUGUGAUUUUGCUCUGGGGAGAGAAAUCAGAUUUGAGUGAAGCAGUGUCUGAUAGACUUUCAGUUUUCAACUACAGCGAAAUAAUAGCAAUGGGAAAAGAAAGUCGGAAACAUCUGAGUGACUCUUAUGAUGCUAGGAAAUUAUACUCUUAUGAGCCCAUAAGCUCUGAUGAUGUUGCCACGCUGAUGUAUACUAGUGGAACCACGGGCAACCCAAAGGGUGUAAUGAUUACACACCGGAAUCUUCUGCACCAGAUCAAGAGUUUAUGGGAUGUUGUACCUGUUCGAGCUGGAGAUAAAUUUCUGAGCAUGCUGCCCCCUUGGCAUGCUUAUGAACGCGCAGCUGAGUAUUUCAUCUUCUCAUAUGGAAUAGAGCAAGUGUAUACUACCGUAAAGAACCUGAAGGAGGAUUUAAAAAAUUAUCAACCUGAUUACCUGAUUUCUGUUCCAUUGGUCUACGAAACACUCUACAGUGCAAUUCAGAAGCAGAUUGCAGCAAACUCUGCUGUUCGAAAGAUCAUUGCUCUUGCACUCAUAAAGAUUAGUUUGACAUACAUGGAGCUUAAGAGGAUUUAUGAGGGGAAAUAUCUGCCUAAGAAGCAGCAGCAACAGUCUUACCUCAUAGCACUUGUGGAUUGGCUUUGGGCAGGAAUAGCUGCAACAGUUUUGUGGCCAAUACAUAAUUUGGCCAAGCUGCUAUUGUAUAGUAAAAUCAAAUCUGCUAUCGGGAUUUCAAAGGCAGGCAUAAGUGGAGGUGGUAGUUUACCUUUGCAUAUCGACAAGUUCUUUGAGGCAAUCGGUAUUAUAGUGCAGAAUGGGUAUGGUCUGACUGAAUCUUCUCCUGUUGUUGCCGCUAGACGACCAGCCUAUAAUAUUUUAGGAUCGGUUGGUCAUCCACUUAAGCGUACAGAAAUUAAAGUUGUAAAUGCUGAUACAGAUGAGGUCUUAUCACCUGGUUCGAAAGGCAUUAUCAAAGUUAGGGGCCCACAAGUGAUGACAGGCUAUUUCAAGAAUCCAUCCGCUACAAGGCAAGUUUUGGAUGACAAUGGCUGGUUGAACACGGGAGAUUUAGGAUGGAUAUCACCUUGUCAUUCAUCGGGAAGAAGCCGGCUUUGUGGAGGUGUUCUUGUUCUUGAAGGACGUGCAAAAGAUACUAUAGUUCUCUCGACAGGUGAAAAUGUAGAGCCCUCGGAAAUCGAAGAAGCGGCCGUGAGAAGUAGUCUAAUUGAACAAAUUGUUAUCAUUGGCCAGGACCAACGACGUCUUGGAGCUAUCAUCGUUCCAAACAAAGAAGAGGCUUUACAGGCAGCAAAGAGAUCGUCUCUUAUUGAUGCAGAUGCUAGUGAACUGAAAAAGGAAAGGUUGACAAACCUUUUACGCGAGGAGUUGAGAAAGUGGACUUCAGAGUUCUCGUUUCAAGUUGGUCCAGUGCUAAUUGUGGAUGAACCUUUCACGAUCGAUAGCGGUCUAAUGACUCCGACCUUAAAGAUCCGAAGAGACGUAGUUGCAGAUAGAUAUAGAGAUGAAAUAGCAAAUCUAUACAGGUGAACAUACAACACAGACGUACACACAGUAGCUGUGAUUUGGAAUUGGAGGUGCAGCAGUUGAUCAUACAACCCCUAUGCUCUUUUCAUUUCAACAAUUUUUUUUCCAACUCUAGGGAUGAAACUUGAAAAUUCUAUAAAUGUGUUCUUUUGGAAAUAAUUGAAGAAAAGUAAAGGGCAUAGACCAAAUGUAUCUUGUAAAUGAGAAAGCUUGAAACUUUUGUCCCCAUGUAAAUGUAAUUGUCUUUGUUUCCUAGUCA